Messenger RNA from Penicillium cataractarum, 1014 nucleotides. RefSeq names its product recombinase DMC1. Gene Ontology annotation, biological process: mitotic recombination; DNA recombinase assembly; DNA repair. The record is from RefSeq and is a predicted model, not a curated record. Bases 1 to 1014 code for a protein of 337 amino acids. Gene Ontology annotation, cellular component: nucleus; condensed nuclear chromosome. NCBI's taxonomy places the organism in Eukaryota, Fungi, Ascomycota, Eurotiomycetes, Eurotiales, Aspergillaceae. Gene Ontology annotation, molecular function: ATP hydrolysis activity; ATP-dependent DNA damage sensor activity; ATP binding. The transcript is spliced from 8 exons.
AUGCCUGCUUCAGACCCUGGCGACGAAUUCAACUAUGAUGAUUUCAUCGUGGACAUCGACGGUAUCCAAGCCCACGGUAUCGGUGCAGCUGAUAUCACCAAACUGAAGGCCAAUGGCUUCUACACUGUGGCGUCCGUCCAUGGUGCCACCCGCAGAACACUCUUGAAGAUCAAGGGCUUCAGUGAGAUCAAGGUUGAGAAAGUCAAGGAAGCUAUUCAGAAGUGCCUGCCCUCCGCCUCUGGCUUCGUAACUGCAAUGGAACUCCACCACCAACGCAAGAAAGUCGUCCGCAUCUCAACGGGCAGCAAGCAAUUCGACUCCAUCCUAGGCGGCGGCUUCCAAAGCAUGUCCAUAAGCGAAGUCUUCGGCGAAUUCCGCUGCGGCAAAACCCAACUCUCCCACACAAUGUCCGUAAUCGCCCAACUCCCACGCUCCCACGGCGGCGCCGACGGGAAAGUAGCCUACAUCGACACCGAGGGCACAUUCCGGCCCGAACGCAUUGCGCAAAUUGCCGAACGCUUCGGGAUGGAUCCCGACGCUGCGCAGGAGAAUAUUGCGUAUGCGCGUGCGCUCAAUUCGGAGCAUCAGUUGGAGUUGCUGAAUACGUUGAGUCGCGAGUUUGCGGCGGGGCAGUAUCGGUUGCUUGUUAUUGAUAGUAUUAUGAAUUGUUUUCGGGUGGAUUAUUGUGGGCGGGGGGAGUUGGCGGAGAGACAGCAGAAGUUGGGGCAGUUUUUGAUGAAGUUGGCGCAUAUGGCGGAAGAGUUCAACGUCUGCGUCUUGAUGACCAAUCAAGUCCAGAGCGAUCCCGGUGCAAGUGCACUCUUUGCAGGUGCCGAUGGCCGCAAGCCGGUUGGUGGGCAUGUCCUCGCCCAUGCUUCGACGACUCGGGUGCUUCUGCGCAAGGGCCGGGGUGAUGAGCGAGUGGCAAAGAUUCAGGACUCCCCUGAUUGUCCCGAGCGUGAGGCGACUUAUGUGAUCACCAAUGGCGGUAUCAAUGAUCCUGACAAGGUGUGA